GCUCUGCUCUACUGUGUACACUCAAUUGAACCCUUGUUUAAGUGUCGAGUUGAGUGCACAUCAUCGCUCAGCCACAACGGGACAGCAGCUAGAAACCGAUCGCGCCCUCGUCGAUCGUCAGUAGCCGUUCAGUCGUCGCCUCAAAAACACUCAACGGUUAAUUUUGUUUUAUUUCACCGCGUCGCAUUCCGAUUCCCGAAAGAUCCCAAAUGACUCCUCGCGGUGACCGGCGUUUGCCUCUGUUGCUACUGCUGCUGAUAAGCAUUUGCGUUGUUCCCUACGAAUGUAAGAAAUCCCCCCGACCGCGACCAUCAUCGCGCUUCUCGGAACCGACCGAGCCACAACCGACUCAGGAUGAUCAAUUUGACUGGCAGCUAAUCAAGUAUAUGCUUCGUCAAAGCAGUCGCAAUGUGGUUUUGUCAACUUUCUCCGCCAAAUAUCUUCUCAACAUGUUGUAUGAAGGCACCAGCAUCUACUCGUCAACUCAGCAAGAACUGAAUGAGCCGCUGAAACGCAGCCCAGAUGUUCAUGAAACACCGAAAUGUGUCGGAAUCAUGCAAGCCCUUGCGAAGAAUGCCGACCAGUUUUUGAUCAGCAGUCGAGUAUUCGCCGACAGCCAGGUGGCCGUAUCUCAGAAGUAUACGACAAUCCUGGAUAUGCAGUAUAAUGCCAGCAUUGACAACGUUAACUUCCAGCAAUCAGAAAAGGCUGCUGAGACAAUCAAUAACUGGGUUUCGAACAGUACACGAGGAAUGAUACCACAGUUGGUCAGGCCUGAAAACAUCAAAGACACCGUCCUGUUACUGGUGAAUGCCAUUUACUUCAAGGGACUAUGGGUCAACGUUUUCCUACCAAGUGCUACCACAGAGCAACCGUUCACUACCGCAUCUCGUAAAACCGUUCAAGUCCAAUUCAUGAAGCAAAUUCAGGAACACUACUUCGUUGAUUCCAAAGUACUCAAGGCACAACUCGUUCGACUGCCGUACUCUGACGGAAGAUUCUCAAUGAUUAUUGUACUGCCAAACGAAAACAGCAGUCUGAGCGAGCUCUUGAACAUAAUCUCAUCUGAUUCUCUCAAUGCAGCUAUCAGAGACAUGGAAGAGGUCGAAGUGAACCUUCAAUUGCCACGAUUCCGCAUUGAUUACGAUAGUUCCCUUAAGACAGCACUACAGGAGCUGGGAAUCAACCGCAUCUUCCAAGACAACGCCGAGCUUGGCUUGAUCUUCCGAGGUGGUCCAGUGCCGGCCAAGGUGUCCGAUGUGCUGCAGAAAACCGUAAUAGAAGUCGAUGAGAAGGGAAGCGCAGCCAGUUCUGCUUCGGGGUCUGCACUGGUGUUCACGAUUGCCAGCGAACCGGAGCUGUUGGUGGUGAAUCGUCCGUUCCUAUUCUUUAUAGAGGAGGAAUCGACUGGAACGGUGGUGUUUGCCGGAAAGGUGGAGAAUCCAGCUCAGUGAUUGAUGGAUGGAAGACGAAGUCAUGCUAGUGCGAGCGAUUGGGUGCUUUGUAAGACCAACAUUAGCUCAAACAAGUUUUAAUAAACAUUAUUAUAGUG
Aedes albopictus (Asian tiger mosquito) is the source of this 1552-nucleotide messenger RNA. Its product is annotated as serine protease inhibitor 2. The record is from RefSeq and is a predicted model, not a curated record. The coding region runs from base 210 to 1454 and encodes 414 amino acids. The transcript has 4 exons. Gene Ontology annotation, molecular function: serine-type endopeptidase inhibitor activity. NCBI's taxonomy places the organism in Eukaryota, Metazoa, Arthropoda, Insecta, Diptera, Culicidae.